AUGAAUGACCAAGUUCAUAUUUUAGCUUCUGAACUUAAUGAAACAGAAGGUAUCCCAGAACGGUAUGUGGAAAUCAUCAAGAAACAUUUCAACAUCAUCUACUUUGAAGAAUUCCUGAAAAAGAAAGAGGAGCUUGCUAAUAUAAUCCAGGUUAUUUUUGAAUGGGGAAAUUCUCCCACAAUAGAUGAAAAUCUUCUAAGAUCUCUAUCUCAGUUGAAGGUCAUUGUAAACUAUGGAUUUGGUGUGGACCAUCUCAAUCUACCGUUGAUCUACAGUUUUGUGGUGAAGGUGGCCAACACUCCUCAUGCGGUGGACAAUGCUACAGCUGAAAUGGGCAUGGCUUAUUUGACAUCUGCCAGGAAUAUACUGGAAGGUCAGAAGAUUGCAACUUCUCCAGAUACCAAAAGUUAUCCUUUGAACUGGUAUGGAAUAGAAGUGACUGAGGCCACUCUUGGAAUUAUUGGAAUGGGACGGGUUGGAUACAAAGUUGCUCAAAGAGCCAAAGGAUUCGAUAUUAAAAUCCUGUAUCACAACAGGAAGAAGAGGACUGAGAAAGAAGGUAAACUGGUCGGGGCCCGUUACUGUGCAAAGAUUGAUGAUCUCCUCCACGAGUCAGACUUUGUGAUGUUGGUAGUAAAUCUGACUCCUCAAACCUGCAAACUGAUUGGGGAAAGAGAGCUUAGUCUAAUGAAACCCACCGCCACUCUUAUUAAUAUCUCCCGAGGUGGAGCAGUUGAUCAGGAUGCUUUGGUGAAAGUGCUUCAGAAUGGGGUCAUUCGUGCAGCAGCUUUGGACGUUACUGAUCCAGAGCCACUUCCAAUGGAUCAUCCUUUGCUGCAUUUACCAAAUGUCACUCUGACUCCCCAUUUUGGAACUGCUAUUGAUAAAGCCAAUAAUAAAAUGCUGGAGAGAAUGAUUGAAAAUGCUUUGGCUGCUGUUCGUGUGCUUCCAGUUCCUGAUGAAGUGCUGCCAUCAUAA
Carcharodon carcharias (great white shark) is the source of this 978-nucleotide messenger RNA. Its product is annotated as probable 2-ketogluconate reductase. Gene Ontology annotation, molecular function: glyoxylate reductase (NADPH) activity; hydroxypyruvate reductase [NAD(P)H] activity; NAD binding. The record is from RefSeq and is a predicted model, not a curated record. Gene Ontology annotation, cellular component: cytosol. Lineage: Eukaryota; Metazoa; Chordata; Chondrichthyes; Lamniformes; Lamnidae.